Penicillium cataractarum is the source of this 276-nucleotide messenger RNA. RefSeq lists its product as uncharacterized. The transcript has a single exon. The record is from RefSeq and is a predicted model, not a curated record. Bases 1 to 276 code for a protein of 91 amino acids. Lineage: Eukaryota; Fungi; Ascomycota; Eurotiomycetes; Eurotiales; Aspergillaceae.
AUGGGAAUGGAAUGGGCUACCAAGAAUAUCAUAAUCAGCAUCUGUAUCCUCAUCAUCAAAUGCGGCCACCGCCACCGCCUCUUUAUCCUGUGCAGCAACCCUAUCUACAACCACCGCCGCCGCCGCCACCACUGCCGCCACUUGAAUACCAACGUCCUUAUCCUAUGCCUCCUUAUCCCCCUCAAUAUCCUUAUCCUUAUCCUUAUCCCCUUCACCCACAACCACCCCGAGAACCAGAUCGUCCGCCAGUUCCAAAACCUGAUCCAUGUCCUGUGA